This is a messenger RNA of Stylophora pistillata, 2209 nucleotides long. RefSeq lists its product as uncharacterized. The record is from RefSeq and is a predicted model, not a curated record. NCBI's taxonomy places the organism in Eukaryota, Metazoa, Cnidaria, Anthozoa, Scleractinia, Pocilloporidae. Gene Ontology annotation, molecular function: protein binding.
GCCGUUCGUGAUCAAAAAGGCACCAAGUAAGGAAACUAUGGAUUAGAGGUGUGAAAAGGUUUCUAUGAAACCAUGUGCACUUAGAAAAAUGUCGCGCCUCAAAAGGCUGCAAUCUCUGGUGGUGGACGUAUACUCCCGUAGGUAGCAGUUAUCGAUAACGAUGCUGUUAUUAGCAGAAGCUGGGCGCACUUUAAACAAAGAUUUGACGAGCCUCUUUCGGCACAACCUUCAAACCCCGCGCGUUCUCGACCGGCUGGUUCACGAGCUUCACAGUGACAAAGAGCUAUGCAGUUACUUGUUUUUAAAUCACCCUGGCUCAGAAGACAUGCUGUGGGGCCUUAUGAACCUCUUGAUGGAAGAUUCACGAACUGCUGGUAAUGCAUCAUUUGUGAUUGGAACACUGGCUGAGACAGAUCUGGGUAAAAGAAGAAUAGUUCAGAUAUGCACAGACAAAGGUGACCAAGCCAAGAAAAUUUUGCCGGCACUCACUAACAUGUUAGACAUGGCUGAUACAGAAACUGUCAUGAAUGCUGCAGGAACCAUGGGAACAUUGGCAGAAGAUGGGGAUUGUCGUAUGUGGAUGCUGCGUGAGGACUGCUUGGAUGAAGCCAUGAUCAAACUAACAAACCUUCUAUCUUCCAAAGACAUGUGUACAGCUAGUAAUGCUGCCUUGGUGUUAGCCAGGCUUACAAUAGCUGAAGAAGGCUGUGCCAGGAUUUUGAACCAUCGUAGUUCAAGUCAUACGUUGGUGCAGCUGUGUGGAGCUUUAGGAUCUGAUGAGACAGGUAGAGGGAUGAAUGCAGCCUUUGCCAUUGGGAGACUUUGUGACUUUGAAGCUGGAUGCAAAAGAAUGUUAUCUUUGAAAACAUCCAACCUAAUGAUCAACUCUCUCAUUGACAUGCUACACUCUGCUGACUCUGGGUGCUGCAAGAAUGCUUGCUUUGCAUUAAGCUGCAUUGCAUCCUUAGUUCAAGGACAUCAGCGCCUGCUGAAAAAUGAAAAGAUUAAUAGCAUUGUUGAUGUUCUUUGCUCUCUCUUGACUGUAACUGAUGAAGAAAGCAUCUGGUUUGCAUCAAUGCUGUUGCACACCUUUGCCUGUCAAAAAAGUGGAUGUUUGUAUCUCAGAACUCAGCCUAAUGUGAGAGAGUCGUUAGAGGUUCUCUUAGAAAGGCCAAGUCUGAAAGAGGAUACUAAGGAGGAGGUGGAAGCGACUCUGGCCAUUUUAGAAAAACUUCCCCAACCUAAACCACCUAAUAUAAAAGUGGAGAGUGCCAACAGUAUUAUUGUGAGCUGGGAUCAUAUCAGUCCAAAAAGUGGUCUUGAUGUCACAUACCUUCUUUUCCAAGAUGAAAAAUUGGUUUACUCUGGUCCAAGAACGAAUUACAUAGCUAAUGAUCUGACACCAAACACAAAGUACAGCUUCUAUUUACAAGCCUCAACAGAAGGGGAUGACAGUCCUGCCAGCAAGAAUGUGACUGUUGUAACUCCUGAAUCAGUUCCAAGUGCACCUCAGUCCCUCAGAGUAUUAAACAAAUCCACAUCACAGAUAAAGAUCAUGUGGGAACCACCAGAAACUUCCAAUGGAGUACUGAAGGGUUAUCAAAUUGUUGUGAGAGGUAAGACAUCCAGUCUUGAAGUUCAUGAGAAUUACUUCAUUUUAUCCAGCUUGCCUCCUGACACUGAAUUUACAUUCCAGGUGGGGGGGCUGACAAGCAAGGGACGAGGAGAAGCAGCCAUUCUAACAACAGCCACUGAUGACCUAGCGUCGCAUGCCCCACCCAAGCCCAUGGUACAGGUGUUGGGUCGUCGGGGGGGGAUGAUAUCUUGGGAGAAUCCUCCUAGGCCACUUGGUAGGAUUAACAGCUAUGAAGUCAGAGUAGAUGAUGUGGCAAUUUACAAUGGAGUCGAAAAGAGCUGCACUGCCAAAUCUCUUAAACCCAAUACAGAAUACUCAAUCACAGUCAGCGCAUGGUGGGGGGGGGGUAGGUGUGAAAGUGUCCCAACCAAGAAAAGGACAGGAAGAGAAGUAUACACUCCUACCAGAAAGCCUUUGUAUCCAUUUGAAAAGAAAACUUUACCAGUUAAGCAAGAAAAGGCUCUACGGAGAGCGAGGACUGCCGGGGGGGUGAGAGUUCCAACAGGAGACAGUUCAACCUCAGUGGACAGAGGGGGGGCAAAAGUCAAGAGAAAAGGGGUAAACGUUUAUUGA